AUGCCUUUGCCCAAGAGCAAAGAUUUCGAGAUUGCCAUCAUUGGCGGUGGGAUAUCGGGAGUUAUUCUCGCCAUCUCUCUUACCCAACGCAAUAUUCCAUGUACCAUCUACGAGAAGGCACAUGCUUUUGGCGAAAUCGGUGCGGGGUUAGGUAUAUCUCCUAAUGCGAUACCGGCAAUGAAGCUUUGCGAUCCGAGCAUUUACGAGGCUUUUGAAAAGGUGGCCCAGCCAGUGUUGCAAUGGGAUUUUCUUGACGGCUCAGCAGAGGAUAAUCAUGAUCAAGUUGUUUUUUCUCUGGGAGACACCGGAAUCGGUUCGAGAGGUUGCCACAGAGCCCAUUUCCUUCAAGAGCUGUACAGACUUCUUCCCGACGGUAUCACCCGUUUCAACAAGCAAUUGGACAGUAUCGAGGAGUCUCGUGUUACACCUGGGAAGCUUCGAGUUCUAUUCCACGAUAGUACUGUGGAAGAGGUGGAUGCGGUGAUCGGAUGCGAUGGGAUUAAGUCGCGUACUCGCGAAAUUGUCGUCGGGCAAAACCAUCCAUCUGCAACUAGUGGAUAUACGCAUAAGUUUUGCUACCGAGGUCUGAUACCAAUGGACCAAGCUAUCGAAGUUGUUGGGAAAGAAAGAGCAAUGGCCGCCAACAUGUGGCUCGCUGAGGACUUGCACCUCAUCACUUAUCCAAUAGCCGAAGGCAGCAUUUGUAAUGCAGUCAUGUAUCGUACGGACAGAGACAACUGGCCCAGUCAGACGCAAUACACUCUCCCAGCGAGGGAAGAGGAUCUCUAUUCCGACUCCGAUGGUCUCAAUCCUCGGCUUCGACAACUGAUCAAAAGGAUGAAGACAGUUGACCGAUGGGGAGUAUUCGAUCUUGCGGAUCACCCGGUCCCAACCUUCGCCAAAGGACGAAUUUGUCUAAUCGGCGAUGCAGCUCACGCGAGUACGCCACAUCAAGGUGCAGGCGCAGGUAUUUGCAUCGAGGAUUGUGCUGUUCUUGUGGCAUUGCUGGCCGAUGAGCGAGUUCAAAACAACAGCGAACUCACUGCGGCUUUUGCUGCCUUCGAUGCGAGUCGUAGAGAAAGGGGACACUGGUUAGUAGAGAGCAGUCGAAGGGUGGGGCAGUUGUAUGAAGCUCGCUCUGGUAUUUCGCAGGAUUUUCUCGAAACCGAACGAGAACUCAAAGCUAGGGCAGAAAUCGUGUGGAACUUUGACAUUCAAAAGAAUAUCAAAGAGAGCUUGAAUGAUUUGGAAAAGCGCCUAAACUCCGGGACAGGGGGGACAAACGAUACACAGGGCCAAACGAGGGUAGAUUUGUAG
This is a messenger RNA of Colletotrichum truncatum, 1317 nucleotides long. RefSeq names its product salicylate hydroxylase-like protein. The record is from RefSeq and is a predicted model, not a curated record. NCBI's taxonomy places the organism in Eukaryota, Fungi, Ascomycota, Sordariomycetes, Glomerellales, Glomerellaceae. Gene Ontology annotation, biological process: secondary metabolite biosynthetic process. Gene Ontology annotation, molecular function: FAD binding.